Molecule: messenger RNA, 1086 nt
Organism: Protobothrops mucrosquamatus (brown spotted pit viper)
Lineage: Eukaryota; Metazoa; Chordata; Lepidosauria; Squamata; Viperidae
Gene: NT5C1A
Product: 5'-nucleotidase, cytosolic IA
Exons: 6
Coding region: 1-1086 (361 amino acids)
Biological process (GO): nucleotide metabolic process; adenosine metabolic process
Cellular component (GO): cytosol; cytoplasm
Molecular function (GO): nucleotide binding; 5'-nucleotidase activity; magnesium ion binding
Source: RefSeq, a predicted model, not a curated record
AUGGAGCCCACUGGACCCGGAUGCCCGGAAAGCAGAGGGCAGCCAAAACAAGCAAGUUUGGAGGAUGCCAAGGCCUUUUAUGAAAACUGCUCUUCCAAAAAGAAACCCAAAUCACCAAAGCCGCAACACGCCAUCACCAUUGCUGUGUCCUCCCGAGCCCUGUUCCGCAUGGAAGAAGAGCAGAAGAUUUACACGGAGCAGGGUGUGGAGGCCUAUGUGAAGUAUCAGCUGGAGCACGAGGAGGAGCCCUUCCUGCCCGGAGCGGCUUUCCCUUUUGUCAAGGCUCUGGAAUCAGUCAAUAGCCAGCUGAGGGAACUGUUCCCAGAGAGCGAGGAACUUUUUGACAUUGUCCUUGUGACCAACAACCACGCACAAGUGGGUGUUCGCUUGAUCAACAGCAUCAAUCAUUACAAUCUCUUCAUUGAGAGGUUUUGUAUGACGGGCGGGAAUAGCCCUAUUUGCUACUUGAAGGCCUAUCACACCAACCUCUACUUAUCCUCGGAUUGCGAGAAAGUGAGUGAGGCCAUAGAAGAGGGGAUUGCAGCUGCCACUAUUUUCACCCCCAAGAAAGAGGUGCAAGUCUCAGAGAAGCAGCUUCGUGUCGCCUUUGAUGGAGAUGCUGUGCUGUUUUCUGAUGAGUCGGAGCAGAUCGUGAAGGCUCACGGCCUAGACAAGUUCUUCGAGCACGAGAAGACGUAUGAGAACAAGCCUCUUGCUCAGGGACCACUGAAGGGCUUCCUGGAAGUGCUGGGGAAGCUUCAGAAGAAGUUCUACACCAAAGGCCUUCGCCUGGAAUGCCCCAUCCGCACCUAUCUGGUCACGGCUCGAAGCGCUGCCAGUUCCGGGGCCCGAGCCCUAAAGACUCUCCGAAGCUGGGGACUAGAAACGGACGAAGCCCUCUUCCUGGCCGGCGCACCCAAAGGCCCCUUGCUGGAAAAGAUCCGACCUCAUAUCUUCUUUGAUGACCAGAUGUUUCAUGUGGAGGGAGCAAAGGAAAUGGGCACUGUCGCCGCCCAUGUUCCUUAUGGGGUUGCCCAGAAGUACAAGCUCUCAGCACAAAGAAAAGCGGCUCAGGACAGCAAGUAG